AGGAACUGCGGUCCCAGCCCUUGUCAUCCAGCGGCUUGUCCUGCGUGCCCCGAGCCCUGCCCGCACCCAGUUAUGACUCUGCGCCCCUCACUUCUCCCGCUCCGACUGCUGCUGCUGCUGCUGCUCAGGGGGGCGGUGUGCCGGGCGGAGGCUGGGUCCGAAACCGAAAGUCCUGUCCGGACCCUCCAAGUGGAGACCCUGGUGGAGCCCCCCGAGCCGUGUGCUGAGCCUGCUGCCUUUGGAGACACGCUUCACAUACACUACUCGGGCAGCCUGGUAGAUGGACGCAUCUUUGACACCUCUCUGACCAGAGACCCUCUGGUUAUAGAACUUGGCCAAAAGCAGGUGAUACCAGGUCUGGAGCAGAGCCUUCUAGACAUGUGUGUGGGAGAGAAGCGAAGGGUAAUCAUUCCUUCUCACCUGGCCUAUGGAAAACGGGGAUUUCCACCAUCUAUCCCAGCGGAUGCAGAGCUGCAUUUUGACGUGGAACUGAUUGCACUGAUCCGAGCCAACUACUGGCAGAAGCUGGUGAAGGGCAUUUUCCCUCUGGUAGGCAUGGCCAUGGUGCCAGCCCUCCUGGGCCUUAUUGGGUAUCAUCUAUACAGAAAGGCCAGCAGUCCUAAAAUCUCCAAAAAGAAGCUCAAGGAAGAGAAACGAAACAAGAGCAAAAAGAAAUAAUAAAC
Molecule: messenger RNA, 683 nt
Organism: Budorcas taxicolor (takin)
Lineage: Eukaryota; Metazoa; Chordata; Mammalia; Artiodactyla; Bovidae
Gene: FKBP11
Product: FKBP prolyl isomerase 11
Exons: 6
Coding region: 73-678 (201 amino acids)
Biological process (GO): protein peptidyl-prolyl isomerization
Molecular function (GO): peptidyl-prolyl cis-trans isomerase activity
Source: RefSeq, a predicted model, not a curated record